AUGCCACUGUACCACGUACCACAUUCCACUGUACCACAUUCCACAGUACCACUGUACCACUGCACCACUGUACCACUGUACCAUGCACCACAUACCAAUGUACCACUGUACCACAUACCACUGUACCAUGUACCACUGUACCACGGACCACAGUACCAUGUACCACAGUACCACAUACCACUGUACCACGUACCACUGUACCACGUACCACUGUACCAAGUACCAUGGUACCACAUACCACUGUACCACAUACCACUGUACCACAUUCCACUGUACCACAUACCACGUACUAUUACACCACUGUACCAUGUACCACUGUACCACGUACCACUGUACCACGUACCACUGUACCACUGUACCACAUUCCACUGUACCACGUACCAUGGCACGACGGCAGGGAGUGUGAGCGACUGGCGAGUGCGCGAGCGGACCUCGGCGGUUCCAGGCACUCAGCCGAGGCGAGCGGCGACGCCACAGCUGCUGCUGCUGCUGACGAGUCGGUGA
Molecule: messenger RNA, 504 nt
Organism: Schistocerca americana (American grasshopper)
Lineage: Eukaryota; Metazoa; Arthropoda; Insecta; Orthoptera; Acrididae
Product: repetitive proline-rich cell wall protein 1-like
Exons: 1
Coding region: 1-504 (167 amino acids)
Source: RefSeq, a predicted model, not a curated record